Staurois parvus is the source of this 301-nucleotide messenger RNA. The record is from the annotation of a GenBank genome assembly. NCBI's taxonomy places the organism in Eukaryota, Metazoa, Chordata, Amphibia, Anura, Ranidae.
AUGUAUGUGAAAUGGUUUGAUACAGUAAUGUUUUACUAUGUGAUUUUAGUGUAUUUAGUGAAUGUCACUUUUUGUCAUUUUCAAAUUUCCCGCCAGUUCCGUCCCCGUACGCCCCGAUGCUCGCAGGGGACGGAACCCAGAUGACAGAUGCCGGCAUCUGCCGGAGGACAUUACAGGGGACACUGCAGGAGCACAGGACAAGGUAAGUGAUCGAGGGAUCCCGAAGCAUCGCCGCAUGAUAAGCCCGAGUGUAGCUCGGGGUUACCGCUUGUGCUACACUUGGGAAUACCGCCAGGGAGGU